UACUGGCUACCUCUAGUUAAUUAACAUAUCACGUGACGUAAGAACCACCACCCACGUGUAGUAAACUGUAAACCGAGCUGUAAACAAGAUGUCCAGGAAUCGUCACGGUCGUGGAUCACCUCCUCACGCUGAAGCUCAUAGAGAGAAAGCAAUGCGGUCCAUAUUUGUGGCUAACAUAGCGUUUGAGACCACUGAAGAUCAAAUGAGAGCCGUUUUAUCUGAAGUAGGCCCUGUCCUCUCACUAAAGCUAAUUCAAGACCCUGUGUCUGGAAAGCCAAGAGGAUUCGGUUUUUGUGAAUACGAGGAUGCAGAGACAGCUCGGAGUGCCUGUAGGAACCUAGCAGGCCGUGAGCUCAAUGGCCGCCCAUUAAGAAUUGACAGUGCAAUGAAUGCACCAGGAGAGAGCUUUAGAUCAGCUCCAAUCCCUCAAGGACCCAUUGAGCCACCACUGCACGGUCCUGCCAUACCUCCAGAGAGUGCGCCCGAGUCCAUCACUAAAGCCGUGGCUAGUCUACCUCCGGAGCACAUGUAUGAGCUGAUGAAGCAAGUCAAGUGGUGCAUUCAGAAUAAUCCACAAGAGACAAGACAGCUCUUACUUCACAACCCACAGUUGGCGUACGCGUUGCUUCAAGCUCAAGUUGUUAUGAGGAUCGUGGAUCUAGAUACAGCACAGAAUCUACUUCAUCGUGCUCCACGAGCCCCGCCCAUCCCUUCAUCAGCCCCACCCCCAAACCAUCAUCAUCAUGAAGGGGACCGAUUUAGGUCACACCCGCCGAUGAGAGACCCUCCCCCUGGACGAGACCCCCACAGAAGGGACUGGUAUCAACCCCCCAAUAGUGGCCCCUCCCAUCCACCGAGAGGUGGACCCUCCCACCCUCCCCCGACUGACAACAUGACUCAUGAGGAUCAAGAGAAGGCAGCUUUAUUAAUGCAAGUAUUAAGUUUGACUGAUGAACAGAUACAAAUGUUACCACCUGAUCAAAGGAAUAAUAUUUUGCGUCUUAAGGAACAGCUUUCACAUGCAGCUGGACCCUAAUAACAAACUCUACCUAUUGUUACAUUAAUUGCUAAAUUCCCAUUUUCUCCAAAAUGUUGUGCCAUUGAUGGCUCAAAUA
This is a messenger RNA of Amphimedon queenslandica, 1115 nucleotides long. RefSeq names its product cleavage stimulation factor subunit 2-like. The transcript is spliced from 2 exons. Gene Ontology annotation, biological process: mRNA 3'-end processing. Gene Ontology annotation, molecular function: mRNA binding. Gene Ontology annotation, cellular component: mRNA cleavage and polyadenylation specificity factor complex. NCBI's taxonomy places the organism in Eukaryota, Metazoa, Porifera, Demospongiae, Haplosclerida, Niphatidae. The record is from RefSeq and is a predicted model, not a curated record. The coding region runs from base 89 to 1036 and encodes 315 amino acids.